Brassica napus (rape) is the source of this 868-nucleotide messenger RNA. RefSeq lists its product as uncharacterized. The record is from RefSeq and is a predicted model, not a curated record. NCBI's taxonomy places the organism in Eukaryota, Viridiplantae, Streptophyta, Magnoliopsida, Brassicales, Brassicaceae. The transcript has 2 exons. The coding region runs from base 346 to 744 and encodes 132 amino acids.
CCGACAGAUUGAUAUUCCCUCGGAAUUCCGUCGGUAUAUUCCGAGGAAAUUCCGAGGAAACCCAAUUUUGUGUUUCCUCGGAAUUUCCUCGGAAAUUCCUCGGGAUAUUCCGAGGAUUUCAUUUUCCGUCGGAAUGUCUGUCAGAAUACCGCUGUUUUCUUGUAGUGUGAUGUUAAGAUGUUGCGAAAGAAGACGGUGCAGGAUACAAAUAUUCGGAUUAAGAUUGCAUGUGUUGCGCUCCUAUCCUCUGUCCUUCUAUCAAUAAAUCUUAAUAUGAAGAUUAUGAGAGAGCAUGCGGAGGCGAUUGAAGAUAUUGAUGAGUUUUUCUGGUUUCCAUAGGGAAGGAUGGUGUUUGAUAUGCUAAUGUCUAGCAUUAAGGAGAUGGAUGAGAUAACAUUAUCUCAGAAUUCCAUCGCUGUAAAGGGUUUUGUGUUAGCUAUCCACUUGGUUGUGGUUGAAUCAUUUUCAUCGCUGACUGAAGUUGUUGUAGAACAUUGCUCCUCGUCCGAACCAGACAGUGACGAUGACGAUGAUGCUGACGAAUGUAGACAGAAACUUGGGAAAAAACACAUACUCAGCCCCAUACAUGCUCGCCUUGUUGAUUCCAAAUCCGAGGUCGCAGUAAAAAGUCUUAUAAAAGAAGACCCGGCCAGACCCAUCGAUGAGAACAGUUCACUACUUAUGUUUGUGAUGUUAUGUAUCAACUUUGUGUUAUGUAUCGCCUUUGUAAAAGUUCUAAUCUAAUGUUGUUAACUGUCUUAAUUAAUGCAAUUAAGUAAACUUUCUUUCUACGCGUAUGAGUCAUACGAAGGCGUAAUGUGAAAGAUGUAAAACAUGAUUUAUGUAUUUAAUCAUAUAUUUUUCAUUA